Messenger RNA from Esox lucius (northern pike), 5180 nucleotides. It is a transcript of the gene zfr2, whose product is annotated as zinc finger RNA binding protein 2. Gene Ontology annotation, cellular component: precatalytic spliceosome. The transcript has 19 exons. NCBI's taxonomy places the organism in Eukaryota, Metazoa, Chordata, Actinopteri, Esociformes, Esocidae. Bases 23 to 3103 code for a protein of 1026 amino acids. The record is from RefSeq and is a predicted model, not a curated record. Gene Ontology annotation, molecular function: single-stranded RNA binding; double-stranded RNA binding; zinc ion binding.
UCGGCGUACAGUAGAUGCCAAGAUGGCUGCAAGCAAUUAUUAUGGGUUCACGCAUGGUGCCGGCCCGCAGUACAGCACUCAGCCUCCGCCGGCCUACGCCCACCCCACCACGGCUAGCUACAGUGUCCAGCCGGCCCCUGCCGUGGCCCAUGCAGUGACGGCUUCCUAUGCGUCUGCCCCUGCACAGCCGUCUCGGCCCGUGGCGUCUGCCCCCUACGCGGCAGCCUACCAGACCCACCCCGCCCCCCCGGACUAUGGCUACCGGCAGCCGGACCCUGUGCCCCAAAGCACCACAACCCCACAGACGUACCAGCUGCCGGUGUACACCGAAACGGAUAACUACAGUUACGGACGGCCACCUGCAGUUACUAAUUAUGAGACUAAGCAGUACUACCAGACAAGUACAGCUACCGUCCAGCGUACACCAACAGAAGCUUACUACCAAACAGGUGUGAAAAGUGGCUACAGUCCAGUCAGCUCAGCGUACAGCCAGCCCCCACCACCACAGAGGCAGGUCACGGCUUUAAAGCCCCUGGCCCCCGCCAACGCGGUGUCCACCAGCUACAACAUCUACCCGGUGUCCACCAGUGUACAGCAGCCCCCCAUCUCAUCUUACACCCCCUGCUCGUCCUUCAACUCCACUGCUGCCACCUCCUACUCGGGCAUCAGCUACUCCACGUACGACUCGGGUGGCUACUCCUCUACCCCCUCCUACUACCGGCCUGCUCAGCUGCCCCCUCCCCAGGCCCCACCGCAACGCCAGCCGCCCGUGCCGCCCCCACCUAAGCAGCUCACCAGCUCCUCCUGGAGCAACUCGGGCAGCAACAUGGUGGCCACCCCCGCGGUCAAUGCCUACAAGAAGCCCAUGUUCCACCAGAGCAAGCUGCAGAAGCCCAAGGGGCCGCCAAAGCAGCCACAGCUGCACUACUGUGACAUCUGCAAGAUCAGCUGCGCCGGCCCGCAGACGUACCGGGAGCACCUUGAGGGCCAGAAACACAAAAAGAAGGAGGCCGCUCUGAAGACCGGCGGCACAGCCGGCACCGUUGGGCCCCGGGGGAUUCAGACCCAGCUUCGCUGUGAAUUGUGUGACGUUGCCUGUACCGGCGUAGAUGCAUACGCCGCCCAUAUUCGAGGCGCCAAGCACCAGAAGGUGGUGAAGCUCCAUACCAAACUGGGCAAACCUAUACCUUCAACGGAGCCAGUGUUAGUCAACACCGCUCCAACUAUCUCACUGUCGACGGCUGGCAAGACGACACCCGCCGUCGUCACUGCAACUGCCUCUGUAGCGCCGCCGAAGCCUGUGGUCGUCAAUGCCGCCAAGGCGCCGACCCCGGUGAAGAAGCCGGUCACGCCCAAACCAACCCCCCCUAACAAGCCGGCCACCCCUCCAGCGGCCAAGCUGGAUGACGCUAAGCAGUUAGCGACGGCGUCUAAGAGCGAGACCACGAGUGACGAUGAGGACGGGGAGGGAGCGGGGGGUCAGAGGGACGUCCAGCCGGUGGGACACGACUAUGUGGAGGAGGUUCGUAAUGACGAUGGGAAGGUGAUUCGCUUCCACUGUAAACUGUGUGAAUGUAGUUUCAACGACCCGAACGCCAAAGACAUGCACCUGAAGGGACGCCGGCACCGGCUGCAGUACAAGAAGAAGGUGAACCCAGAGCUCUGUGUGGAGAUCAAGCCCAGUAACCGGGCCAGGAAGCUGCAGGAGGGCAAGCUGAGGAAACAGAAACAGAAGGCUGUGCUGAAGAGGCAGAGGGAUGAUGAGCAGCGCUGGCACCUGGAGAUGAGGUCAGAGCCAGACAGCAGCUGGCACACGGAGAUGAGGCGGUAUGAGGAGGACAUGUACUGGAGAAGGAUGGAGGAGGAGCAGCUGUACUGGGGGGACCAAAGGCGCAGGAUGGCCCCGCCUCCACUGAUGAGCAGGCCUGGCAUGCCAGUCCCUCCCUUACUGCAGCCUGUGCGCCGGCCUGACUCCCCAGACGACAGGCACAUCAUGGCAAAACACUCCACCAUUUACCCCGUGGAGGACGAGCUACAGGCCGUGCAGAGAAUCGUCUCCCACUCUGAGAGGGCUCUUAAACUAGUGUCUGACUCCCUGCUGGAGAAAGAGCCUCCCUCCUCUGGCCCAGCAGCCGCUGCUCCUCCUAAGUCUGAUUCGGAGGCUGAUGCUGUGGAGAAAGGCCCGGACACCCAGGCCGCCCGUAUGCUGAAGGGGGUGAUGAGGGUGGGUAUUCUGGCCAAGGGCCUGCUCCUUCAUGGGGACCGAAAUGUGGAGCUCAUCCUGCUGGCUGCCAAGAAGCCUACCCUUGCACUACUGAAGGAAGUUGCUGAGCAGCUGCCCAGAGAACUGGCGACAUUUUCUGAAGAUCAGUAUGAGGUGCAGGCUCACCCUGAGGAAGCCAACAUCGUGAUUUUUUCAAGCAAGGAGCCCAAAAUGCAGGUCACCAUCUCUCUGACCUCGCCGCUGAUGAGGGAGGACCCUGUCCCUGAGAAGGAGGAAAAGGCAGGAGACAAAGCGGCUGAGAAAGGAGUUCCUGAGAAAGAUCCUCCUGACAUUCUGAACCGGAGAAAGUGCCUGGAGUACCUAGCUGCUCUGAGACAUGCAAAGUGGUUCCAGGCUCGUGCCAAUGGUCUUCAGUCCUGUGUGAUCAUCAUUAGAGUGUUAAGGGAUCUGUGCCAACGAGUGCCAACCUGGGGCAAGAUGCCCGCCUGGGCAAUGGAGCUAUUGGUAGAGAAGGCGAUCAGCAGUGCCACGGGGCCCCUCAGCCCAGGGGAAGCCAUGCGAAGGGUCCUGGAGUGCAUCGCCACAGGCAUUCUUCUGCCAGAUGGUCCUGGGUUGCUGGACCCCUGUGAGAAAGACCAAACCGAUGCUCUUGGAAGCAUAACCAAACAAGCCAGGGAAGACAUUACUGCCAGCGCACAGCAUGCUUUGAGACUAUUGGCAUUCCGUCAAAUCCACAAGGUUCUGGGGAUGGAUUCUCUUCCGGCGUCUAAGGCCAGCGCUCGGAACCGUAAGCGCAGGCGGGAUGGAACUGAGACAGGAGAAGGAGAGGGGGAGGGGAAGAAAGACAAAAAGGAGGACGCAGAAGAGGUGGAUGAUUGAUAUCUGCCAGAACAGUGUUAGCCUGGGCGCCUGUCUGGUUCUGCUGCUAAUGUUAGCCUGAGAAUGAUAGAGGAGUAAAGCACAAGCAGACUGGCAUUCAGGCUGGAGCAGGUUAGUAGUCAGGACUGGCAGAAUGUCACAUACUUUGUUUGUUUUUAUUCGCAAAAUCUAUAUGAAUAUAACUGACUUAGUCAUUACAUUUCUCUCUCCCAUAGAGGAAAGAGGGAAUGUGGAGGAGAGAGAGAAAGAUUAUUUAUUGUCAUUCUCUUCCAUGCAUACUGUACUGUAACGUACUGUAAAUGUACUUAUGAUCAUGUUGAAACUUGUCUUUAACAUCACUAACUGACUGAAGUUUCAAGAGCUAAUGAAAGAUGGACUGAAUCCCGAUCUGGAUCUGCUUCAGGUCAACUCCUUAUUAUAUUGAGAAUCAGAGAGGUUUGCUACAGCACAUACUGAUCUGGAACAAUGCUAAAGGGUUAAACCAUUCCAUUUCCAGAAUAUUUGGCCACUUCCUUAAUAAAGCCCUCCCAUUUACAAUACCUAUACCAGCCACUGUUACUUAGCAUUGUUUAUUAGUGACAUAAUGUUAAGUAUUCUUACAUUGACACCUACAUUUUAACAUGGCACUUCUUAGUUGAAUAGGAGCUUUAUAAUUUUAUUGUGCAGGUCAGUCCUGUGUUUGUAGGAAACUAAAGACUGCAAGAGUUCCUUAUUUAGAUGCAUGUAUUGAUGAGUUCUGGAGAAAAUAAUAGGUUUUGUGGAUGGGUUUCGGGUGAGAUUAUAAUAUUUAGAGGUUUUAAAGACAAAGACAUGGAUACAGUAAAAUGAGUUUAGAAAAAUCCAGUUUAUUAUGCCUAAAUUCUAGGCAAAGGCUAAUAAAAUAAAGCUGUAAUUAAUAAAGACUUCAACAGCCUUUUGAAAAGCACUAUAGUCAUUAUCUAUGCCGAUACCUGAAAACACAAAUCUUUGUACAGGAUGGGAUUGCACCAACAAAACACUUUGAAAGCUUUUAAGGAAAUCAUUCAGUAAUGGAAAAUGGUUUGUCAAAGAGGAGUUAAUGAAUAGCUCCUAUGUUGCACAGUAUAAGUCUAGCAUGCUGUGAGAAUAAAGCACUUAUGAAACAAGAACUAUGUUAUUCAACCCACUCUCAUCCUUUUGCGUACAUAUAACACGGGUUCAUACAAUGUCGUGCUAUGCAUACGCCAAAGUCCUUUUUUGCGUGCAGUUGAGACGCGAUCUCCUCCCAUUAAUAAUAAUGGUAGUCACCAACUGAAACCUAUUUGACGUCACCAUCAUCGAGGCAUGGAUUUCCCUAAGAGUGACUAAUCGUUUAAAAGCCGUAGAUUAACUUUUUUCUUGAAAGAACGUAAAAGGGUAAAGGUAAAACUUUAAUAUCGCAUUUAUUCACGAUUGUUCUUAAUUGGAGGAGAUCGGGUCUGAACUGCAAGCAAAAAAGUACUUUGGCGUAUGCAUAGCACGAAAUUGUGAAGUGUGAACCUCUGUUAUAUGUACGCAAAGGGAAGAGAGUGGGUUGAUGUUAUUAUAUGCAGCCAUAUUUGUAUCAUUAAAAAUUGCUUCUUAAAAUCGGUCUUUUGUUGAGUCUUGCAGGAGGAAUAUGUCUUGAGUGAGGGAGAACUGUAGAAAUAUGUAUAUCUACUGAAAUCAUCAAGGGUUUAUAGUCUUAGACUUUCUUCCUUGUACCUGCAUUGUUUUGUGAAUAGGAGAUCGUACAUCAACGUAUGGACUUAAAGUUCUUAAAAGGGGAACAUUUAAAUAAAUCUAUACUGUAUCAUGCAUUAUAUUAAAGCUCUUAUUCAUGUGAUGGUUGAGGAACUGAGAUAAAAUGCACAUAAUCUUGGGCAUUAUGACUUUUGUAAGAAGCUGCUUGCUUUUCACGUGGAUUUCAUUUAAGCAUCACAACACCCCUUUCAAUAUUUUGUUAUAUUUGGAGGAUGUUGCAAUCUACUUUGUAUUGUUUAACGGAUGGAGUGUUAACCUUAUUGUAAUAUUAUUUGAAUGUCUUUGUAGUGCCGCCUAAAUCCAAGGUUGAAUAAUAAAGACUUAUAACCCAUGUUGA